This is a messenger RNA of Lingula anatina, 1713 nucleotides long. Its product is annotated as cystinosin. Gene Ontology annotation, cellular component: fungal-type vacuole; vacuolar membrane. Lineage: Eukaryota; Metazoa; Brachiopoda; Lingulata; Lingulida; Lingulidae. Gene Ontology annotation, molecular function: L-cystine transmembrane transporter activity. Gene Ontology annotation, biological process: L-cystine transport. The record is from RefSeq and is a predicted model, not a curated record.
AUGUCCUACAAUCUAGAUGUCUUGGGGGAUGCUGCCCUGAGAGAAUUAAAUGCAAAGCAGACUGAUAAUGAGACAGCCAUGGCACAACCAACACAAUCAGUGGAACAUCCAACACAAUCAGAAACGGUUCUCAUCAAUGUAAUUGAGGACCAGGAACAAUCCUUGGAACAUGAUGGACAACUGGAUGAUGUGAUACAAUCAGGACAAAUGUUACAAACUGAACCAGUGUUGUCUCAUACAGAGGCACAUCUAACAAAUUCACUCGAACUCCAAACACAAUCAGAACAACCAGAAAUCUCACCUAGCACAUCUAACACGCCAGUAACUUCUAACAAACUGCAGGUUUUAAUUGGUCAUAACGNGCGCCCCCAGAUUGUCGCUGUUCCGUUUUGUGCCGUUGUAGUAGCCCUGCUUUAUGAUUAUAACGUUAAAGUUAAAACAGCUGGAUACCAUGGUAUCGAUGUAGAUGAUUCAUCUCUGAAAGUUUCAUCCAAGUCGCUGAUAUUUGAAACUGAAUCUUCAAAAUCUAUUACUGUUCAGCUUAGGAAACCAGUUGGAAGAGAUAUUGUUAUAUUGGUGCAUUUGGAUGAUCCAUCACUUAUUCAGACUGUGAAAAAAAUUCAUAUUCCAAAAGGCUCAUCUAAACCAGUCUUGAUUCCACUGUAUGCUGGAUACCAUGCUGGUCAUUGUACAUUGUCAUUCAAAACCGCAGUGUCAUCUGAGGUAACACUGAAGGGACUUCCUAGUCAGCGUGUACAAAUCAGAGUAGUUCACAACCUUUUAUUGGGAUACCUCAGUGUGGCUGUGGGCUGGUUCUGUUUUUUUAUGUGGACAGUCUCAUUUUAUCCACAAGUCUAUACCAACUGGAAACUGAAGAGUACGGCAGGGUUGAGUUAUGACUUUACAGUGUUGAAUUGCACAGGUCAUUUUUCUUAUGCUAUUUUCAAUGCAGCCAUGUACUUCGGUGAUACAGUGCAGCAUGAAUACCUUCUUUUGCAUCCUAAAGGAGAUAUACCUGUGAAAGUGAAUGAUGUGCUCUAUUCUACUCAUGCUGUGAUCAUAAUGAUCAUUUUCAUCAUACAAUUUCAUAUUUAUGACAGGGGAGGACAAAAACUCUCAUGGAAAACAUUACUUUUACAAGGUGGCAUGAUGCUAUGGAUUGCCUUUGGAUUCUUACAAAGCUUUCUUGGAGGCAUUCCUUGGUUACAGUUCUUUUACUUGUUGUCCUAUAUCAAAAUUUUAGUCACUGUUGUGAAAUAUGCACCUCAGGUAUACCUGAACUAUAAACGGAAAAGUACAAAAGGUUUCAAUGUAACAGCAGUCAUUAUGGACUUCGCUGGCAGUGCAGCUAAUAAUUCACAGAUGUUUAUAGAUGCUUUUGAUAAUGAUGACUUAAGUGAGGUGUUUGGAAAUCCAGGAAAACUACUACUUGGAUUGAUAUCGAUGGCUUACAAUUUGAUAUUCAUGGGGCAGCAUUUCUGCUUAUAUAGAGCAAAUUCAUAGUACAUUUAUAAACAUAGUAGAGGGAAAAACUAGAGAUUUGGUCAUGAUAUCCAGGGAUAGGGAAAGGGAACAGCUCGACAUGUUAUUUAUGGUAACAGAGUCAGUGUCAUCAUUCCAUGUUUUCAUGCUUGUGAUAUUAAAUUAACAGUGUAUUUAUAGGUGAAAUAUUAUUUCUAAUAAUAUUGAUAAGAUUUAAAAUUUGAACCCAUA